This is a messenger RNA of Vigna angularis (adzuki bean), 839 nucleotides long. RefSeq lists its product as uncharacterized. NCBI's taxonomy places the organism in Eukaryota, Viridiplantae, Streptophyta, Magnoliopsida, Fabales, Fabaceae. Bases 93 to 692 code for a protein of 199 amino acids. The transcript is spliced from 3 exons. The record is from RefSeq and is a predicted model, not a curated record.
UAAUUUGUGAGAUUCCAAGCUUUGCUUUUUGAUCAGUUAUUGCUCCUUGUAUUUGUUUGCUUGGUGUUGCAGAGGCAAAUAAUUUCUUAAAAAUGUUCAACCAUCGGACGAACAAGGCUUAUACCGAGAGCGAUUGUCCUUACCAUUGCGUUUCCAGAGUUUCUGGGGGUGUUGAAAAUUGUGGCAGUUCAAUUUGUGACCAUGGAGGAGUGUUUCGAAAUGAGAGUGCAGCACUGCACGAAUCACUUCAGACUCAGAGCGAAGUGAAUGCAGUUUUCAUUGAUCACCUUCGCAUCAACAACAACAAAAACCAGUUUCUGCCAAAGAGAUCUAGCUUUCCUAGGCUUGGUGAUGGUGCCAAUAACGUUGAGUUGGAACGCUGUCUAAGUCUCCCAGAUGGGCCAUCGAAUUAUAGAACAAAGUUACGAGGUGGAAACUUGGAAUUGGGUCCUUUCAGGAAGAACAGAAGCAACAGAGGGUGUUUGUUCAUGGUUAAUAAUGGAAAUGGAGUUUCUUCAUCUGGGUCACAGAUUCAACCAACGGUGGCAUCAGAUGGUUUUCAGAAUCCUUAUUCUGAACCAGACACCAAUGGUUCCCAAAGCCAAUUUGAAUUGAACAUGAAAGAUUAUCUGAAUAGAUCUUAUAUAGAAGACAAUGAUUUCAUCUGUGAUUUCGACAAUUUACUGCCAUGAAUGGGGUGACUAAGCUCUCUAGGUACUGCUGAGAAAAACAGGUUUUGGUUUGCAAAAGAUCAAUGGUUUGAACAAUUGUAUGAUUGGUUGAAAGACCUUGUUGUUAUGUCCUUUCAGAAGAGAAAAAUAAAAAAGUAAUUUCUAUAA